Molecule: messenger RNA, 1452 nt
Organism: Leishmania braziliensis MHOM/BR/75/M2904
Lineage: Eukaryota; Euglenozoa; Kinetoplastea; Trypanosomatida; Trypanosomatidae
Product: putative mitochondrial processing peptidase alpha subunit
Exons: 1
Coding region: 1-1452 (483 amino acids)
Cellular component (GO): mitochondrion
Molecular function (GO): metal ion binding
Source: RefSeq, a predicted model, not a curated record
AUGCUUUCUGUGAGUCGCCUUGUGCGCGGUGUUGCUGAGACAAUUAAGCGUGAGAACUUCACCAUAUCCCGUCUUACGAACGGACUCCGAGUCAUCACAUGCGAUGACGGCAACGGCAUCACCGGCAUGGGGCUUUUCUCCUUGAACGGCCCCAAGUUUGAGGAGAAGGGGAGUUUUGGUGCGGCGGCGGUGAUGGAGUCACUGCCACUGCGCAGCAACACGCGCAUGACGACCGAGGCGAUUAGCCAGUCCCUCGGCGUCUUUGGCAACGCGUACAAGGUGACUAACAAUCGAGAGGCCAUGUCUGUCAUGCUCAUGAUGCCGCGCUAUCAUCAGCGAGAGGGACUCGAUGUGCUUAACGGCAUGUGGCUGCACCCAACCGAGAGCGCCGACGAGUUCGACGUGGCAAAGGCGCAGACUCUGCACCGCAGCUCUCUCACGAGCCGUGACGCGACGAGCAUGCUGUUUGAGCUUGUUCACAAGGCCGGCUGGAGUGGUCGCGGACUCGGCAACCCGCUCUCCCCGACAGAGGAGCAGCUGGAGGAGCUGACACUGGAGAAGUUUCACGCCUUUCACCGCCGCUACACCAGGCCGGAGCGGACAGUGCUGGCAGCAACGGGUGUAACAGAUCACGUGGCAUUUGUGCAGGAGGCUGAGACGCGGUUGGAGUUCCCUGAACCCGCGGCGCCGUCGUCCCUCCUGUCUAGCGCAGAGACGGCGAACAAGGCAGCUGCCAUCACAGCUCAGGCUCACCCAUACACGGGCGGUUGCGAGUACGUGCAGAACACAACGGCGCCAGAGUCCAUGAACAAGUUUCAAGAGAAGAAUCUUAGCCACAUGGCCCUCUUCUUCCAGGCCAUCCCAAUGGCCCACCCUGACUAUUUCACCUUCUCAGUCAUUCAGACAUUGCUGGGUGGCGGCACCUCGUUCAGCUCCGGUGGCCCUGGCAAGGGCAUGCAAACAAAACUGUUUCGCGAGGUGUUGAACCGUGAGCCGAACCUGCACGGCAUGGAGUGCAUCACGGCAUGGUACAGCGAUGGUGGCUUAAUUGGCCUCUACGGCUCUGCCCCACACGAGUAUGUGAACAAUUUGUUGAAGAUCAUGGUUUUCCAGGCAGCGUCGAUUAGCCAGCGCAUCACGCUGGCGCACCUGGAGAUGGCUAAAAACCAGCUAAGCUCGCAGCUUAUUCUUCUGGGGGAGGGGCGCGAGCAGCUGCUGAAUGACAUGGGAUUUAACCUUCUCGUGCACAACUACACCAUUACGCCGCAGGAGACCAUUCAAGGGAGCGCGCAGGUGACCAUGGCGGGACUCCAUCACGUGUGCUCGCAGCUAAUUGAGCAUCCCGUGACGUUUGCCGUGUAUGGGGAGACCAGGGACAUGCCCAAGUACAAGGAGCUCGUGGAGGCUCUGAGGAAGUCGUAUGCGUCCUUAAACAAGACCACGCCAGGGUGA